UGGUCAUGUGACCGGCAGUGCCGACGAUGUUUCGCUUUGCAGGCAGUAGCACAAUAAAUGUAUUUUAUUACAAUUUAAAGAUUAUCCAGAGCUACGACAGUCCAGUCACUGAAACUACAAGUGCUUAUGGGUUUGUAAAUCAAACAUUUGAUCUACAAAUGUGACUCGGUUUAACUCUUAUAGCGAUAGUGAUAAACGGCUACUCGCAGGCCUCUGUAGUUCCAGCCGACAUGCGCAACAGUGGGCCAAGGACCCCGGUUGUGUUGAUUGGAAGAAGGGAGUGCAACAUCAUGGAAGUAGUUCUCUCUGCCUCCCAGGGUUCGGUUCGUACAGAAUAGCAAUAUAAUUCUGGAUUUCCACCAUGUCGAACCGAAGAGCUAUGAACUAGUUUACUUGUGGUGUGUCAACAACAACACUAACGACUCGGACUGACAGCAUGAACGGCCCUCAGCAGAAUGACGCAAAGAGACAACACCUGCUAGAGAGGCUGCUGGACGCUGUCAAACAGUGCCAAAUCCGCUUUGGAGGAAGAAAGGAGAUCGCCUCAGAUUUAGACAGCAGGGUGAUCUGUUUGUGUGCCCAGUUUGAGGCUGUCCUCCAGCAUGGCCUGAGGAAGAGUAAAGGACUGGCUCUCACUGCUGCUGCCAUCAAGCAGGCCGCAGGAUUCACCACCAAGACUGAAGCAGAGCUGACGUUCUGGCUCUAUGUGAAGGAGCAUCUGAACCGCCAUGAGCUGCAGCGGUUCUACUCCCUGAGACACAUCUCCUCUGAGCUGGGCCGUGGCCGCGCCUGGCUCCGCUGUGCCCUCAACGAACACUCACUAGAACGCUACCUACACAUGCUGCUCGCAGACGGCAUACGCCUCGGUACUUUCUAUGAAGACUGGGCGUUUAUUCUGGAUGAGGAGCGAGCCAGCAUGCUGCCCACCAUGGCUGCAGGACUAAACUCCAUCCUGUUUGCCAUCAACAUCGACAACACAGACCUGAACGGUGUGCCCCGGGCGGGCGGCUCCUCCUCCUCCGUGAGCCACCUCCUGAAGGAGUCCACCCAGGGCAUAGGGAGCCUAUGGAAGGAGUCCACCCAGGGGGUGAGCACUCUGCUCAGGGAGAUCAGCACCGUCACCGCUGUGGUGCCAGGCUUCACCCCUACCCACUGCCCCGACGGAUCAUCAGACCCACUGCCUGUCCUGCCACGCAGCGCCUCCGCAGACUCUGGCCUGAGGAAGGAGCGACGGAGGAAAAAGAAAAUCACCAACAUCAUCUCCUUCGACGACCUGGAUGGGGGAGCGGAGGACGAGGAAGAGGUGGGGGGGGGGACUGUCACCCUCAGGAAGAGCACCACUGCUCCUCAGGUCAGUCUGGAGGAGGGUAUUUACCCACUGGAGUCCUCCUUCUCCCUCUCGCCUCUCCAGAAUGGGCUGCCCGAUCCUGGGAUAGUCAGCUGGGCCGGGUCUCCUCCUUUCUCCAGAGCUCUGCCUGACACCAAGAUUAUUGAUAAUGAUGAUGAGGAGGAGGAAGAGGUAUACAAGAGUAGGCCACAGCCACAAAGCCCCUUUCAUAACACGGCCAACGCUGACCAAGUGUCAACGUGGGGCGCCCUGCAGGCCAUAACUGAUAAUGACAGUUCAGACAUCCUCAUUCCUGUGGCCUCCAGCCACUCCUACGCUCAGCCAGAUUCCACAGGUCCAGUCAGCGACUACGAGACGACCAGAUCCCAGCUACAGUUCAACUUGGAGCCCAGCCCGCCGGUCCAGAAUGCACCUCUCUCCAGUGUACUGUCCAGUGCCACCCCUGGUCUACCAGAGUCAAUGACAGUGGUGGAGCUCCGCCAGGCCAUAGUGGCCAUGAUGAACAGGAAGGAUGAGCUAGAUGAACUGAACAUGUCCCUGCGCAGCCUGCUGGAUGGGGAGAUGGAGCACUCUGCUGGGCUGAGACAGGAGACAGACGCCUUGAGGAGACGCCUGGAUGAGCUGGAGGAGAGACACACAGCCAAGGUCCAGGCUCUGGGCAGGGAGAACGAGGUCCUCAAGGUCCAGCUGAAGAAAUACGUGGGAGCUGUCCAGAUGCUGAAGAGAGAGGGGAGCCAAGGAAACGACACUGUUCUCCCCAUGGUGAGGAACUGUGAUGAUCCCACUCCAGCCCCUCAGAGCAGGUCUAUGGAUGAUGUUGAGGAGCUGGCUGCCAGCUAUGAACGCAAACUCAUAGAGGUGGCUGAAAUGCAUGGCGAGCUGAUAGAGUUCAAUGAGCGUCUGUACCGUUCUCUGAUGGCCAAGGACCACCUCAUCAACCAAAUGAAACAGGAACUCAUUGAUCUCAGAGGACCUGUUCCUGGUGACCUGAGCCAGACUUCUGACGACCCCAGCCUAUCAGAUUUUGAGACGGCUCACCGUGCUCUCAUCAAUGUCUGGAUUCCCUCUGUGUUUCUGCAAGGACGCGCUUCUAACGCCUACCAUGUAUACCAGGUGUACAUCCGUAUCCUAGACAACGAGUGGAAUGUCUACAGACGCUACACGGAAUUCCGGACGCUCCACAACCACUUACGCUCACAAUUCCCGCAAGUCGGCACCUUCAACUUCCCACCCAAGAAAGCCAUAGGGAACAAGGAUGCCAAGUUUGUAGAGGAGCGUAGGAAACAGCUCCAGUCGUACCUGAGGAUGGUGUUGAACAAGCUGAUCCAGACCCUGCCAGAGUUCUCUGCUAAACCCACCAAGGAGACCCUGCUGCAGCUGCUGCCCUUCUGCCAGGACACACCAGUGGCCAGCGAGGGGAGCAGUAAGACAGCCCGGUCCAAAGCCUCGUCACGCUUCCCCAGACUGGGUUGCAACCGCAACCAGGAGGGCCGCAACCCAGAGCCCCAGAGCGGCGACCUCUAACCUCUACCCUCUACACUCUGACUUUUGACCUUUUCUUUGAUUUGCUGAUACUGAGGGGUACUUCCUGCUCCUGGACUAACUCAGAGCCUGAGACAGAGACGGACAAUGGAGGUUAUGGAAGGGAGAGGCAACAGCAGGGCUUUUUAUCCUCUAUUUCUGAGAACCCCAGAGGCUAACUAUGCCUGCUCUCCUGAACGGAGGAUUCACUCAAAGACCACACAUGGACUAACUGGGCCUCGGACAAACAUUAAAACAAGAUGGGAGGACUGUUUCCUGAUUUUACUCAGUUUUGUAGUGAAACUGUAUCAUGGUCAUGGUACCUACAGUGUUUUCUAGCUUUUUUUGCAUUGAGGUGUGGGGACAGAGAAAAGUGUUCUUCAAACAAAACUAACAGGUGUUUUCUUGGUCAAUGUCAGAAUUUGGAUGCUAUUUUUUUAUUUUGACAUCAUCCUUUUACCUAACCUUUUACCUAACAUUAACAAUGAGCAUUCAUCUUUUAUAUUUAUUUUGCCAAUCUGUUACCAUACGAUAAUGUGCACAAUUGCAUAUUCCCUCACACAAUUUUAGGACUUUUAAUACAAAUAUUACUGCUGGACUGAUUAUCCAGACGUCCCAAUGAUUGUGGACUGAAUGUGACUUAGCAGGAGACUUAACAGUAAAUAGAUCAUAGAUGAAUGUCUUACAGUUGGGUAACACUUGAAGAGAAGCCGCUUGAUCAAGUGCAUGAAAAGUCAUUUACAGAUGCAGUUUGUACACUGCUUUAACUUGUAUGAAAUAGAAAUCCUAAAUACAUACAUAUUACUCAAGUAUAGAGAUUACUUCGGGGGAGAAAAUAAGAGAUUGCAUGUGGUGGAAGUUGUUCUUGUGACCGCCCCCCAGUCAGCUGUCCAAUCAGAACUGUUAAAAUGAGAUUUAAACAGGAAGAUGCAGAUGAUAACGCACUGGGGAAGACUGUAAAUCAGUAUGCACACAUCAAUAAUAGGAGCAAAUGAUGAAAUGAUUACCAAUCUUAUUUUGAAGCACAAAUAUAAAAUAUGAAUGAUAAACAACAAAUGUAUUUUUUGUUCAUUCACCCAGACAAACAGCACUGCUGUUACAUAUUGUUUGUUAAACUUGAAAUGGAGAAACAGGACCCUGGUUCUAUUCAUAACAAAGCACUUCUAUUGAUCUAGCUGUUCUUUCUACUCAGACAUUAAGUGAUGUUGUCGUAGCCACUUCUACAGGACCGCUACUAAGGUUCAUUUACUGUUUGUGUCUCAUGGCUAGGACCAGGAGUUUUUCCCCAGAUCAUGUGACCUGACCAGGAGAAACUCUGGACCCUAGUUGUAGGCUGUAACUAGAGCCUAGAGUGUUUCCUGGUCAUUUCACGACUAGAGCCCAAAGUGUUGCCCUAUCAGGUCACAUGGUCAGGAGAAAGAAAAACUCCUGGCCCUCCACAACACUCCUGUCUUUGGAGGGCUUCUCUUGUACCUUCUGUCCUACCUUUUAGCCUAACAGUCUGCCUUAAAAGACAGUGGCACAGAGAGACUAAUGAAUAAAGGGGUUCAUACUGUACACACAUAC
Oncorhynchus mykiss (rainbow trout) is the source of this 4435-nucleotide messenger RNA. RefSeq names its product sorting nexin-29. Gene Ontology annotation, molecular function: phosphatidylinositol binding. The record is from RefSeq and is a predicted model, not a curated record. NCBI's taxonomy places the organism in Eukaryota, Metazoa, Chordata, Actinopteri, Salmoniformes, Salmonidae.